AUGAGCGACCUGAGCGACCUGAGCGACGAGAGUGUAAACGAGAGCUACCCCGAUGGAAGCAUUCUUCGAGGCCGCGAAGGCUUUGAGAUCGAAUUUCUUUCCUUCCGAUUCCGCUUGGAAACGCUCAUCUGGAAGAGACCCGACAGCGGACUCAACGAACGAGUGGGUCUUUUUAGGGCAGAGGAGCUUUCAAUCUCAAUUCGAAUGAAGUUCAUGGUACAGCUUAAAAUCGAGUGCGCAUCUUCCCAGCCCAGCUCAAUCUUCUUGCAUCUGUUCAGAUAUGAGACCGACGUCUUCGACAAUCUGACGGAAUCCGGAUACACUCCUGGGUUCAUCACGCGGGCGUUCCUAAUCCAGGAUGACACUUAUGCGUAUCCCGGUGGCUGUCUCCAUGUUUACGUUUUGGAUGAUUAUCCCCUCCUGGAUCUGUAUGAUGCCUGCAGGUUUCUGAUCAAGGAGGAUCUGUAUCCACUGGAGAAGCACUUCUAUAAUAUGCAGAAGUAUUUCGAUAAGUAUGGUAUCGUGUCCAGGGGUUAUAUGACGAUGUACAAGUUUCAUGUGGAGAAGAAGGCGUGA
This is a messenger RNA of Aspergillus tanneri, 576 nucleotides long. RefSeq lists its product as uncharacterized. NCBI's taxonomy places the organism in Eukaryota, Fungi, Ascomycota, Eurotiomycetes, Eurotiales, Aspergillaceae. The transcript has 3 exons. Bases 1 to 576 code for a protein of 191 amino acids. The record is from RefSeq and is a predicted model, not a curated record.